CGACCCACAUCCCCCGUCUCGACUCGUCGCGGGAGGGCGCAGAUUUCCAAAAGCUUGUCGUCGUUAGAGAUGCGGCGUCCACUCAUUCCUUUCGUCAAAGUCUUUCGCUCGUGCUAUUUCCACGCCAUGGCUCCCGUUCGCGAUCCCCGCCCAGUCGUUAUUUCGGGCCCGUCAGGCGUCGGCAAGGGCACCCUCUACAAACUGCUUUUCCAAAGACACCCCGACACCUUCACGCUCUCCGUAUCGCACACUACACGCGGGCCCCGACCCGGCGAACACGAUGGGGUCGACUACCACUACGUGACAAAGGAGGCGUUCCUGGAGCUGAAGGCUAAGAACGGGUUUUUGGAGAACGCGCAGUUUGGCGACAACUUCUACGGCACGUCGAAAGCCACGAUCGAGGAGCAGACCGCCAAGGGCAAGACCGUCGUUCUGGACAUUGAGGUGGAGGGCGUGAAGCAGAUCCGGGCUUCGGGCUUCCCGGCUCGCUACGUCUUCAUCGCUCCGCCAUCGGAGGAGGAGCUAGAACAGCGGCUGCGCGGCCGUGGGACGGAGAAGGAAGAGUCCAUUCAGAAGCGCCUCAACCAGGCCAAGGUGGAACUGGAGUACUCCAAGGUCCCCGGCAUUCAUGACAGGAUCAUCGUGAACGAUGAUUUGGAGAAGGCGUAUAAGGAGCUUGAGGAGUUCGUCUUUGCGGAACCCACAGCGAGCGCUUAGAUUCCCAUGAUUUCGUAUUUUUGAGAUAGACUGUUUUUAUGGGCAAGGUAUUUUGAUCAACGACCGGCAUUCUCAAGUGCGGCUCUGCUUCGGCCUCUUUCCCGGCUCCAGCGUGCCGCGGAUGCAACACAAAUAUAACGAUAUUGACCGAA
Chaetomium fimeti is the source of this 869-nucleotide messenger RNA. Its product is annotated as P-loop containing nucleoside triphosphate hydrolase protein. Lineage: Eukaryota; Fungi; Ascomycota; Sordariomycetes; Sordariales; Chaetomiaceae. The coding region runs from base 70 to 717 and encodes 215 amino acids. The record is from RefSeq and is a predicted model, not a curated record. Gene Ontology annotation, cellular component: cytosol. Gene Ontology annotation, biological process: purine nucleotide metabolic process. The transcript has 5 exons. Gene Ontology annotation, molecular function: GMP kinase activity.